UCGCGUUGUGUUGUGUGGUGUGAAUGUAGUGCUUUUAAUUUAAUUUAAUUUUGUUUUAUUUUUGUUAUUGUAAUUUUCGCUUAUUCGUAAAUUAUUUUUAUGCAGCAAAUACAGCAGUAACUUAUUUUGAAAUAUGCUGUUUUGAAACAUUAAUCGAAAAAUGCAGUCUAAUAAUAGGUAUCGACCGUUCAAGCAAAUCGCACAAGGUAACUUCCCGCAGAGUUUAAGUGGCAGCGAAACGGACGUAUCGACGUCUAACGAGAAUCUAUCAAACGAAGAAAAAUAUGUAAUCAGACACACGCCGAGACAAGAACCCCAGGGUCAGGAGAAUCUGACCGAUUCGAAGAGGAGCUCGUUGCGAGACAGCUUGCCGUCGAAUCGAAGCUCUCUGGAUGUCUCUUCGUCCUCCUACAACACUCUCAUUAUUCACAGUGCCGGAGAUGAACCAUGGACAGGACGAAAUUCUGGACCUAGAGAAGGCUCGAAUAUCUCCUCGGCUAAUUUCAUUAGCCACCAAAAUCCAAAUAUUAAUGACCCUAAGUUAUCAUCGCCUAUGGCGAAGAGGAGUUCUGCAUCUCCAUCACCUUCUAUAUCUAGUACAGGUGUACAGGAGAUAACGGAAAUUCCCGACGAUUAUUUAUCGCAAUCGUCAGUUUUGAAGCAUUUGGCCAAAGAAGUAAAAGUUCCAUCGUCUCCGGAAGGAGCGAUCAAAGAUCAAAGCAACCUCGAAAAUUUCACCCUCUACGAUCUAAAACCGCCCGAAUACCCCAAAUGGGCCGAUAAAUCUCCUCUGCAACGCGAAAUCGAAAACAGGAAUAAAAUAAAUAUCGAAAAACACACUCUAUCCAAAUCGCAACCCGAUCUUACCACGGCGGGAUUCAUCAAAAACAGCGAUGCCACAUUUUACAAAAGAGGAGUAUCGGCUCCCAGACCUCCGACCAAAGGUAGAGAGGAAACCGAAUCGAACGGUGAAAUCUGGCCAUCCGGCGAAAUGGUAGAAAUUCUAAUCAAAGAAAACAGCGCUCUGAAACAAGAGCUCGACCACUUAUACCAGAAAGUAGAACGAACGCAAAGGUUGGAACACGAGAUCCUCAAAGUGCACAAGGGCCACGAGGAAUUGGUCCAGUCGUGCGAGCGAAGGGAACGGCUCGAAAGGGCGGCGCGGACGCGCCUCCAAUCCGACUGUCUCAGGUACCAGGAGGUGAACAGGGCUCUGCGAGAGCAGGUCGAAAUGCUCUCCAGCCAGAUGCUCUCCCAUUCGCCGGUGCCCGACUACGGCGUGCCCGAGAACCUGCGGCGCGAGCUCGCCAAGCGCGAGGGCCUCAUUAAACAGCUCAUCUCUCAGAAUAAAGAGCUAUCGGCGGCGAAAGAACGGCAGGAAAUCGAAUUGGCCGCCCAACGGGCCACGUUGCAGGAGCAAAGGACUCACAUAGAUAUUUUAGAUACGGCUCUGACGAACGCGCAAGGGAACGUUGUUCGUCUGGAAGAAGAGUGUCGCAAGAAGCAGGUGUACGUGGAACGCGUGUCGCAAUUGCAGAGGGCGCUGUCUUCGAUGCAAUUGGCGAGCGAGAGGCGCGAACAGACGGAGAAGAAGCUCCGGUUGCAGCUGGAGAGGGAAUUGCAGCAGGUGAAGGCGCACGCGCACGGCGAGUGGAUGGGCAUCAACAUGUCGAAUAUGUCCGUCAACGAGACCGCUUCGGAGUUGAAGAGGAAGCUUCGGGAGAAGGACGAGAGGAUUAUGACGUUGGAAGGGGAGUGCGCGAAGUGGGAGCAGAGGUACCUCGAGGAGAGUACCCUUCGACAGGCUGCCAUCGAUGCUGCUAGUAUACCAAAGGACGCUAAAAUAGCAGCGCUCGAGAAGACGAGCCAAGAGACUGAAAAAAUCAUCGCCGAGGCGAGGAACGAGAAAAUUCGACAUAUGGACGAAGUGCACGCGGCGCAAAAGAAAGUGGCCGAUUUGGAAUCUAGAUUGAAAGAUUUGGAAUCGAAGUUGGCCGAAAGGGACGCCAUGAUCAGAGUUUUGCAGAAACACACUUACGAUAAAGAUGUUUCGAGCAUGCUGGGAAGAUCGCCGAAUCACACGCCGCAUCCUAGUCUAGGAGGAGCUGAUAUCGAUCACGUUCUAGGAACAGCUGUUUCGAGAGAAGAAUUAGUGAGCAGCGUUUUGACGAAUUCGACGGCGUACGGUUCGAGUAAUUCGUAUGCCGGUAGCGAUUCGUCUUACCACAUGCCGUCGUACGCCAAGUACGAAUCGAACAAGGCCACCUACGAUACGACCAAACAAAAAUUAGACAGCCAGCUUAAGGAAAUCGAUAGCCAACUCGAUUCGCAGCUGCUUAGUAAGCGGGCACUUUGCUGUUUUCCAGGAUUCACUAAUCCAGUCACUGCGCAGAGAAAAGGAAAAAUAUCCAAACCAUUAUUGGCAAGUGUGACGGCCGCUUACGAGUCUCAGAGCCCCUUCUUGCUGCCCCCGCCGUCGGCGCGGCACGCCGCCCACGAGUCCGGCGAGAUGCUGCUGUUGGAGAAGCAGGGCCGCACGUCGCAGCAGCAGCGCAUGUCCGACGGCGGGCACGCGCACCACGCGCACGCGCACUCGCCGGCCGCCUCGCAGAAGCCGCCGCCGGCUUUGCCGAGCUCGCUGCCGCGGCCGAAGCGGCCGUCGCUGCGUUCGGGGCUGCCGCGCCGGCUCGGCGACUACAACCGGCUGCCGGACGGCGAGAAGAAGUCGUCGGACGGCGGCGAGUCGUUGAGUUCGAACGCGAGCAGCCGGCGGGCGUCGCCGGCGCGAUCGCUGAUACCGCCGCCGAGGAAGCUGGGCGAGUACGGGCGGUUGCGGAGCGGCUCGGCGGGCGGCGAGAGGGACUCGGCGUCGACGUUGAGCGACAAUUCGGCCGGUUCGACGAAGGUGAGAUUGUACGGGGGAGGCGGCGGCGGCGGCGGUUCGUUGCGAAGGGGCUCUUCGUUGGGGCGAGACGGGAAAUGUUCCUCGGAUUCGAGUACCAAUAAAUACAGGAUACAAUUUUAGAUGUUGAUUUUUGUGUACGGGGUGGCGCAGAACUCGCGUCCCACCGGGGAAUAUGCCUUAUGGAAA
This is a messenger RNA of Phyllotreta striolata, 3091 nucleotides long. NCBI's taxonomy places the organism in Eukaryota, Metazoa, Arthropoda, Insecta, Coleoptera, Chrysomelidae. The record is from the annotation of a GenBank genome assembly.